UCCACACUAGUUCUUCCGCUGAAGUAGGGAAGACUGUUCAAGCUCCGCUCUUGCUGUUCUCAACCCAUCCCCGUUUAUUUCUGUCAAACUCUGAACCACCACCUGAAAAAAACAGAACAAUGCAAAAUAAUGGCAUUUGUUGCGGUUUACCCGACUCUGCACGAGAUCCUUAAACGCAAAAGAGUAACUAGGUUUUACUCUUUGCCAUUUUUUUCAAGAAUGCCUUUUCCUUUCACUCAAAAUAAAUCCAUCAAUGAAGCAUCCGACGCCGCGCGUUUGGCUUUCUUCUAAAUCUCUCAAUGUAGGUCGAGAGGGGAUUGAAUAAAUAUUUUUUUGGAGGCAGCUGCCGUGCAUUUGCACUUGCCUUUCUUUAAAGAGAAGAGAAGAGAGCGAGGCAGAGAAAGUGUGGUCGAAAUGAAAUUUUGUCCCGUUUCUCGUUUUGCGCUGCUGGCUUGCUCUUUGACUGUAUGGCUGCUUUGCAAUGGAGAGCCGUCUGGGACCAAAGUCCCUCUGAAAAACGACAUCGGGACCUCCGGCAGGAUGCCCAGAGCUGCUGAUGGAACUGAUCGGAGACAAAGUAUCAAUUUUAUGGAAAUGGUUGAUAACCUCAGAGGGAAAUCCGGGCAGGGGUAUUAUGUGGAGAUGACAAUAGGAACACCUCCUCAGAAGCUGAACAUUCUGGUGGACACGGGUAGCAGCAACUUUGCGGUGGGUGCCGCGGCACAUCCAUUCCUGAAGAGAUACUAUCACCGCAGUCUCUCCAGCACUUACCGAGACUUGAGGAAGAGCGUCUACGUUCCUUACACCCAGGGGAAGUGGGAAGGGGAGCUGGGGACAGACAUCGUCAGUAUUCCACAUGGCCCUAAUGUCUCGGUCCGAGCAAACAUCGCUGCCAUCACAGAGUCUGAUAAGUUCUUCAUCAAUGGCUCCAACUGGGAGGGGAUACUGGGAUUGGCGUAUGCUGAAAUUGCCAGGCCUGAUGAAAACCUGGAGCCUUUCUUUGAUUCGUUGGUGAAGCAGACCCAAGUCCCCAACAUGUUCUCACUGCAGCUUUGUGGAACCGGCCUCACCCUCAAUGAUACAGAUACAGUGUCGGCUGUGGGAGGCAGCAUGAUAAUCGGUGGAGUUGACACUUCUCUAUAUCUGGGCAACAUCUGGUUCACCCCAAUCAGGAAACAGUGGUACUAUGAGGUGAUUAUAGUAAAGAUCGAGAUCAACGGACAGGACCUGAAUCUGGACUGUAAGGAGUACAACUACGACAAGAGCAUCGUGGACAGUGGGACCACAAACCUCCGGCUGCCCAAGAAGGUCUUCCAAGCCGCAGUGAAAUCCAUCAAAGCCGCAUCUUCUACGGAGAAGUUCCCCGAUGGGUUCUGGUUGGGCGAGCAGCUGGUGUGUUGGCAGGUUGGCACCACGCCUUGGCACAUCUUCCCUACGAUAUCGCUCUACCUCAUGGGGGAGGCCACCAACCAAUCCUUCCAAAUCACCAUUCUACCGCAACAAUACCUGCGGCCAGUGGAAGAUGUCGCCACCUCUCAGGAUGACUGCUACAAGUUUGCCAUCUCCCAGUCCACCACAGGAACGGUGAUGGGGGCCGUCAUCAUGGAAGGGUUUUACGUCGUAUUUGACCGUGCUCGGAAGCGCAUUGGAUUUGCGGUUAGCACCUGUCACGUGCACGAUGAGUUCCGUUCAGCCACGGUGGAGGGUCCCUUCUUCAGUACAAACAUGGAGGACUGCGGCUACAACAUUCCACAGACAGACGAGUCAACGCUGAUGACGAUUGCGUACGUGAUGGCGGCCAUCUGCGCCCUCUUCAUGCUGCCCCUGUGCCUGAUGGUCUUUCAGUGGCGCUGUUUCCGCUGCCUGCGCCGCGAGCACGAUGACUUUGCAGACGACAUAUCGCUGCUGAAGUGACGGUGGAAGAACACUUUCAAGAUGGAAGAAAACUUUUCUUUCUCCAUUUCUUUUUUAAAUACGUGGUCGGUUCGCAGUGCUGAACUGGAAGGGCGGGUGUAUAAAACAAUGAAGCUGAAAACUGCGCGGCUGGUCUGAAGCUUACGGUAGCGUAAACAAGGUACCUUCCCAGCUGUACGUGCUCUUCCGCAUCACACUUUCAAUUAGUCAGAUCAUUAGAUCCCGUGACCAAAUACCCACGGGUCAACAUUGACGUUUGAGAGUCAGGUAACUCAACAGGUACGCAAACUCUUCUGCACUUGACAAAAUUCACCGAGAUAUCUCCCAAAUAAAACCCUGUAAAUAUAAGCCACAGAAAUAUUUUGUAUCUGUUUAAUUCCUCAUCUUGGAUCAAAACCAAUCCUAUGAUCUACUGGACUAAAUGGAAAGUACACGAGCAAUAGAGAUGAUUGUUAAAUGACAGUCCAUGAUUAACGCUGAUCUCCGGCAUGUGUAGCCUUAGUGUGGCCACUUCUUUCCUACAAAGAGUGCAAUAUGGUUUUAUACUACAUGCACUUUUACAUUACCGUAAGGAUAGCAUCAACAUUUAAACUGUGGAAAUGUGAUGUAUACAUUUGUGUGUAAAUAUCGAUAAAUGUACACAUUACAGUAUUGCAUAUUUAAUUUGCAUUAAACUUAGCGUCAUCAUUUUCAGGA
Amblyraja radiata (thorny skate) is the source of this 2610-nucleotide messenger RNA. It is a transcript of the gene bace1, whose product is annotated as beta-secretase 1. The transcript is spliced from 9 exons. The record is from RefSeq and is a predicted model, not a curated record. Lineage: Eukaryota; Metazoa; Chordata; Chondrichthyes; Rajiformes; Rajidae. Gene Ontology annotation, biological process: membrane protein ectodomain proteolysis; amyloid-beta metabolic process. Gene Ontology annotation, molecular function: aspartic-type endopeptidase activity. The coding region runs from base 415 to 1914 and encodes 499 amino acids. Gene Ontology annotation, cellular component: endosome; trans-Golgi network; plasma membrane.